AUGGUCUGGUGGUACAGGAGCAGUUCAUCUCCCUACUUCCCCGAGGCAUGUCCGAGUGGGUCCAGUGCCACCGCCCGGCAUCAUUGGAUGGAGCAUCUAGCUGGCAGAGGACUACAUGGCAUCCCAGGAGAUGGCGAAGCAGUUGGCGAGACCGCCCUCACGGGUGGGGAAGGAAGACCUGGUCCGAUCUGCUGGAGCUGCGGGGAAACCGGACACAGCCUACCCCUGAUCGGGCAUGGAUGUAUCGUAUACCGCACUCGUCAAUGUCAUCUGUUGCUGGACGUGUUUAACUCAACAGAACACGAGCUCACACUCUCUGCCAAGAACAACCAGGACCUGGUGCUACAUGCCAGCGAGUGUCAGAGGAUGGCUAUUCAGGUGGAUAAGUUUGACUUUGACAGCAUGCCUGUGACAGACCAUGAUGCAUUGCAGCUGGCCAUUGUUCGCCAACAGGAAGAGAAGAGACAACAGGUGCUGGGAGGACUCAUCAACAGCACACUGGACAUCUACUGGACCAUCUCGUCACUGCAUCGUCAUGGUGAGGCCAGUGUGGAGGGCAUCCUCAACCAACUCAUACUAGAACAUCUGCAGCUGGCUCCUCUACAGUGGGAUGUUGUGGUUAAUGGUAAGCCAUGUGAUUGUGACAUAGUCACUGACUGCAUUGUCGGAGAUGCUGUGCCAUUAGAGGUGAAACUGACCAAUCGCAGCAAGAGUGCUGUCGGCCCGUUCUCUCUGACUGUCAUCCCAUUCCAAGACUACCAGAACGGAGUCCAAAACUACGACCUUCAGGAUACAGUUACUUUCAUCGGCUCCAGCACUUUCUACAUUAGCUCGGUGAACCCUGCAGAGAACUCUGUCUGUAUGGGAGCGCUGCUCUUUUUAAACACUGGAGAUUUCUACCCGAAGUUUCAAGACGACAGCACGGGCAGUGACUUGCCACCUGCCUGGUUCUGUUUACCCAGCGUCCACAUCAAAGCACAGGAGCAAAUCGAAGCGGCCGCCUGA
Molecule: messenger RNA, 1005 nt
Organism: Xyrauchen texanus (razorback sucker)
Lineage: Eukaryota; Metazoa; Chordata; Actinopteri; Cypriniformes; Catostomidae
Product: trafficking protein particle complex subunit 9-like
Exons: 7
Coding region: 1-1005 (334 amino acids)
Cellular component (GO): trans-Golgi network
Source: RefSeq, a predicted model, not a curated record